GUUUGUCAUAUGAGGAAGUAAACAACAUUGAGAGAAAAACACAGUGAGUAUCGCUCUUUCGGAGUCAUUUUCAUUCAUGGUCAAAAUCAGUCCAGACUGGUUUAAGAUCAUUACUGGGGAUUAAACGUGUUGAGACAGAGGUGGAUUUGAGAAAAUUAACUGCUGAGAUGAUUCAUAACUCACUCUCUAGAUCAGCAUCUGCCUCUGUUUUGUGAUGAAACGAUAGCCUUCAGAAUGGAUGUCUUUGAAGAACAUGAAACAAAUAUAUACACAGUGAAGAGUUUGUGGCAGAAUGAAUCUCCUGAACCCAGCUGGGUGUCCAUGAAGAGUGACCGGUCAAUGGAUCGUCCAAUUAAAUUCUGUUUGGGAGACACAUCUGCUGAUCUAAGUCUGAAACCUGAAGGACCAGAAUCACCUAUAGCAAAGAAUAACUUGGACUCCAUUUUCAAGGAGCUUGAGCAGAAAAUCAUUUCUGUAAUGAAGAGUGAGCUGAAAAGUUUCAGAAGACUGUUGAGUCCAGAUUACCUGGAAUGCUCUGAAAGAGACCAAGAUAAUGAUGAGGGUCAUAGCAGAGUAAAAGAGUGGCUUCUAAAGAUCACACUGCACUUCCUGAGGAAGAUUAACCAGACAGACCUCGCUAACAGACUACAGACCAAACUGAUGCCUGUGUCUCUACAAACACUCAAAUCCAGACUACAGGACAAAUAUCAGAGAAUCAAUGAAGGAAUGUCCAACCUUGGAGACUCAGCACGUCUGAAUGAGAUCUACACAGAGCUCUACAUCACAGAGGGAGGGAGUGGAGAGGUCAAUAAUGAACAUGAGGUGAGACAGAUUGAGAGAGUGUCCAGGAGAUCAGAGACACAGGAAACACCAGUUAACUGCAAUGACAUAUUUAAACCCUCACUUGGACAAGACAAACCCGUCAGAACUGUGCUGACUAAAGGAGUCGCUGGAAUUGGAAAAACUGUCUCUGUCCAGAAGUUCAUUCUGGAUUGGGCUGAAGGAAAAGCAAAUCAGGAUGUUCAUUUCAUAUUUCCACUUCCUUUCAGGCAGCUGAAUUUGAUACAGAAAAAUCUUAGUUUUAUGGAUCUUCUAAACCACCUUCACACAGAAACCAAAGAAAUUAAAUCUACAGAUUAUGAUGACUACAAAGUCAUGCUUAUAUUUGAUGGUCUGGAUGAGUGUCGACUUCCUCUGGAUUUCCACAACAAUCUGAGUUUGACUGAUGUUUCAGAAUCAGCCUCAGUGGAUGUGCUGCUGACUAACCUCAUCAAGGGAAAUCUACUUCCUUCUGCUCUCCUCUGGAUCACCUCUCGACCAGCAGCAGCCAAUCAGAUCCCUCCUGAGUGUGUUGACCAGGUCAUGGAGGUACGAGGAUUCAAUGACCCUCAGAAGGAUGAAUAUUUCAGGAAGAGAAUAAAUGAUCAGAGACUGGCUGAUAGAAUCGUCACACACAUCCGAUCAUCAAGAAGUCUGUACAUCAUGUGUCACAUCCCAGUCUUCUGCUGGAUUUCAGCCACUGUUCUAGAGAGGAUGAUGGGUAAAGCAGAGAGAUCAGAGAUUCCCAAGACUCUCACACAAAUGUUCACACACUUCUUGAUCUUUCAGACUAAACUGAAGACACAAAAGUAUGAGGGUAAAUAUGAAAUCAAUCCUUAUCUGGCUGGAAAGACUAUUCUGUCUCUAGGAAAACUGGCUUUUGAACAGCUGGAAAAAGGGAACCUGAUCUUCUAUGAGGAGGACCUGAAAAAGUGCGGCAUUGAUGUCAGAGAAGUAUCAGUUUACUCAGGAGUUUGUACCCAGAUCUUCAGAGAGGGGUUUGGACUGCAGCUGGGGAAGGUGUACAGCUUUGUUCAUCUGAGUGUUCAGGAAUUUCUUGCUGCUUUAUUCAAGCUGCUGUCCUUUUCUGAACAAAACACAGGACUGGAGAACGUGUCUAUGUCACCAAUGACCAGUUUACUGAAAGGAGAAGUGGACAAGGCCUUACAGAGUGAGAACGGACACUGGGACCUUUUCCUCCGAUUCCUUCUAGGUCUCUCACUAGAGUCUAAUCAGACUCUGUUACAAGGCCUCCUGAGCAAGACAAUAAGCAGCUCUCAGCGCAAUCAGGAAACAGCUGACUACAUUAAACAGAAGAUCAGGGAGAAUCCCUCUCCAGAGAAAUCCAUCAACCUGUUCUAUUGUCUGAAUGAGCUAAAUGAUCGUUCACUGGAGCAGGAAGUCCAAACAUACCUGAGCAGAACAGGUGCCCGUUGCCUCUCUGGAGUCAAACUGUCUCCAGCUCAGUGGUCGGCUCUGGUGUUUAUGAUGUUGAACUCAGAAGAACAGCUGGAUGAGUUUAAACUGAGUAAAUAUGAUCCAUCAGAAGAAUGUCUUCUGAGGCUGCUGCCAGUGAUCAAAGCAUCCAGAAAAGCUGAUCUUUCCAACUGUCAUAUUACACAGAAAGGCUGUGCUGCACUGUUUUCAGCAUUGAAAUCAAACCCCUCACACCUAAGAGAUCUGGAUCUGAACAAUAAUAAUCCAGGAGACCCAGGAGUGAAGCUGCUCUCUACUCUACUGGAGGAUCCACAUUGUAAACUGGAAAAACUACAGCUCUGGGGCUGUAGUGUUGGAGAGGAAGGCUGUACUGCACUGAUUUCAGCUCUGAGAUCAAACCCCUCACACCUGAGAGAACUGAAUCUGAACUUUAAUAAACCAGGAGACUCAGGAGUGAAGCUGCUUUCUGCUCUACUGGAGGAUCCACAAUAUAAACUGGAGAAAUUACAGCUGAGUUCCUGCAGUUUUAGAGAGGAAGGCUGUGCUGUUCUGAUUUCAGCCCUGAGAUCAAACCCCUCACACCUCAGAGAACUGAAUCUAAACAAUAAUAAACCAGGAGACUCAGGAGUGAAGCAGCUUUCUUCUCUACUGGAGGAUCCACACUGCAAACUGGAGAAACUACAAUUAUGGGACUGUGGUAUUGGAGAGGAAGGCUGUGCUGCACUGUUUUCAGCUCUGAGAUCAAACCCCUCACACCUGAGAGAACUGAAUCUGAACCAGAACAAACCAGGAGACUUAGGAGUAAAGCUGCUCUCUACCCUACUGGAGGAUCCACACUGUAAACUGGAGAAACUACAGCUGUGGGACUGCGGAAUUGAAGAGGAAAGCUGUGUUGCUCUGAUUUCAGCUCUGAGAUCAAACCCUUCACACCUGAGAGAACUGAAUCUGAAUAAUAAUAAGCCUGGUGACUCAGGAGUGAAGCUGCUCUCUGAUCUACUGCAGGACCCACACUGUAAACCAGAGAAACUACAGCUGUGGGACUGCAGUAUUAGAGAGGGAGGCUGCGCUGCUCUGAUUUCAGCACUGAGAUUAAACCCCUCACACCUAAGAGAACUGGAUCUGAGUCGUAAUAAACCAGGAGACUCAGGAGUGAAUCUGCUCUCUGAUCUACUGAAGAAUCCACACUGUAAACUGGAGAAACUAAAGCUGUGGGACUGCAGUAUAGGAGAGGAAGGCUGUGCUGCACUGAUUUCAGCUUUGAGAUCAAACCCCUCACACCUGAGAGAACUGAAUCUUAACUUUAAUAAACCAGGAGAUUUAGGAGUGAAGCUACUAUCUGCUCUGCUGGAGGAUCCAUGCUGUAAACUGGAGAAACUACAGCUGUGGCACUGCAGAAUUGGAGAGGCAAGCUGUGCUGCUCUGACUUCAGCUCUGAGAUCAAACCCCUCACACCUGAGAGAACUGAAUCUGAGCAAUAAUAAACCUGGAAGCUCAGGAGAGAAGCUGCUGUUUGCUCUACUGGAAGAUCCACACUGUAAACUGGAGAAAGUAUAUAUUUGACAGUGGAAAUUGCACAAGCUCCAAACAAGUGAAUCAAAACAGCAUAUCCUGAACAAGAUUGUCACCUGGAUAUGACGAUACUGAUCCAGCAGUUUCAUAUAAAAUAGAACAGUAUUAACAUAUCCUAAACACUAGGUACGUGGUGUAUAUAGAAUGUACAUAAUAAUGUUUUGUAAUUAAUUAAUUUGUUUUUUAAUGUUGUUUAACACUGUUGCCUAAGCACUUUUCCACAAGUUGGUAUGAUUUCUCAGGGUCUACAUGAAAAAUCAAUAAUGUACUUUGGUUGAAAUUUCUCAGUGGUAGUGUAAAACAUCUUUUUACCUUUGUCAAAAACAGCUCUGUUCACUCCGUUUCAGUGCAUAUCUAGUGUGACCACCCGUCCCGCUUUGCGUUUUCACCCCUUGUGCCACACGUUGCAUACUAAGAAAAUGUCCUGCAUUUGGUCACAAAACGCAGGACUCGCGGUUGGUUUUUUAUUGUCAUAUUAAGAAAACGUACAUACAUUCUUUUGCUUUUUAAGAAAGCUUUUUAUUUAUUCCGUACUUUGCUCGCAAAGGAUGCACGCACCUCAUCAAGUGAUCUAGCACCACAGACAGAAAUGGUCGAGCGCAUUGAAAAACACAAUAUUUUCCAUUUAUUUUAACCAAUUAAAAAAACAAUGCAGCAGUAGUAACGUAUCUGUCUCACACGUUUACUGCAUUGUCCCACAAAAUCACAUCUACUAUCGCACAACAGAUCUAUGGCCGGGUGGUCGCCCUAUGCAUGUCCCUUUAAAUGAUAAUGAGCUACUGCUCACCCCACCCCUCUUUUCCAUUUUUGUCACCAUUCUUAUUCAUUCAGUUACAACUGCUCAAAAAUGAUUCAAAUUUCUUAUUAGUCAUUAACAAACACCUUUAUAAACCCUCUACAAAGGAAACCUUAAUGUAUUGUAGUGGACACGACAAAGCGAUCAUCACAGAUCAUUUGAAAUAUGUGUCAGUACAACAUAAAUAGGAUGAGGAAACAGUUUACUGCCAGGGAUUUGUUAUGUCACAGCACAUCCAGUGUAGACAGCAUUACUAAUUAUAAUGAUACAGUGUUUUGUUGCGCCACUCGCAUCCAGUGUACAGUGUACUGAAGCUGUAAAUGCUUCAGCAAUUCAUUAUGUCAUUUCUAAUGCCAAUAAAACUGAACAGAAUUACUGGCCCGAGUCCGACUGGAGCCUCUGUCUUUUUUCUCUCUCUCUAUUGCAGCCAUUAAAUAGUUCAGUUUUGUUUUUAAUGGAAAAGUGAUUACACUUCAUUUUGUUUCUUCAUUAAGUUAGUUAAGAAAC
Molecule: messenger RNA, 5128 nt
Organism: Labeo rohita (rohu)
Lineage: Eukaryota; Metazoa; Chordata; Actinopteri; Cypriniformes; Cyprinidae
Product: NACHT, LRR and PYD domains-containing protein 12
Exons: 15
Coding region: 235-3816 (1193 amino acids)
Molecular function (GO): protein binding
Source: RefSeq, a predicted model, not a curated record